Nycticebus coucang (slow loris) is the source of this 2418-nucleotide messenger RNA. It is a transcript of the gene OCLN, whose product is annotated as occludin. NCBI's taxonomy places the organism in Eukaryota, Metazoa, Chordata, Mammalia, Primates, Lorisidae. The transcript has 9 exons. Gene Ontology annotation, cellular component: cytoplasmic vesicle; bicellular tight junction; apical plasma membrane. The coding region runs from base 202 to 1770 and encodes 522 amino acids. The record is from RefSeq and is a predicted model, not a curated record. Gene Ontology annotation, biological process: bicellular tight junction assembly.
UAAGGAAGGAGGCUGGCCACACCGCACCUUCUCGCUAGCGCCCACUUUCCCCUUCCUGCUUCCUCGGGCGCGGGCGGCAGGACUGCCAGAGAAGCGAGCCGGAGCGCCGAGGAGCGGACGCGGGAGCAGCAGAUUGGCUUAUAUCAGGAGCUGCUUGGCAUUGCUUAUCCUGAAGAUCAGGUGUGACCAUUGACAUCAGCCAUGUCAUCGAGGCCUUUUGAAAGUCCACCUCCCUAUAGACCUGAUGAAUUCAAACCGAAUCAUUAUGCACCAAGCAAUGAUAUGUACAGUGGAGAGAUGCAUGUUCGACCAAUGCUUUCUCAGCCAGCAUAUUCUUUUUACCCAGAAGACGAAAUUCUUCAUUUCUACAAGUGGACCUCCCCUCCUGGAGUGAUUCGGAUUCUGUCUAUGCUCAUUAUCGUGAUGUGCAUUGCCAUCUUUGCCUGUGUUGCCUCCACACUUGCCUGGGACAGAGGCUAUGGAACUGGCUUGUUAGGAGGUGGUAUAGGCUACCCUUAUGGAGGAAGUGGCUUUGGUGGCUACGGAAGUGGCUAUGGCUACGGCUAUGGCUACGGUUAUGGCUACGGAGGCUAUACAGAUCCAAGAGCAGCCAAGGGCUUCCUGUUGGCCAUGGCUGCCUUUUGCUUCAUUGCCACAUUGGUGAUAUUUGUUACCAGUGUUAUACGAUCUGAAAUGUCUAGAACAAGAAGAUAUUACUUGAUGGUGAUAAUAGUGAGUGCCAUCCUGGUCAUCAUGAUGUUCAUUUCCACAAUUGUCUAUAUAAUGGGGGUCAACCCAACUGCCCAGUCUUCUGGGUCUAUAUAUGGUUCACAGAUAUAUGCCCUCUGCAACCAGUUUUAUACACCUGUAACUACUGGCGUCUACGUGGAUCAGUAUUUGUAUCACUUCUGUGUGGUGGAUCCCCAGGAGGCCAUUGCCAUUGUCCUGGGGUUCUUGGUUAUUGUGGCUUUUGCUUUAAUAAUUUUCUUUGCCGUGAAAACCCGAAGAAAGAUGGACCGGUAUGACAAGUCAAAUAUUUUAUGGGACAAGGAACACGUUUAUGAUGAGCAGCCCCCCAAUGUUGAGGAGUGGGUUAAAAAUGUGUCUGCAGGCACGCAAGACAUGCCUCCACCCCUCUCUGACUAUGCUGAGAGAGUUGAUGGUUCCUUGGCAUACUCUUCCAAUGGCAAAGUAAAUGACAAGCGGUUUUAUCCAGAGUCUUCCUAUAAAUCUACACCGGUGCCUGAGGUGGUUCGGGAGCUCCCGGUGGCUUCACCUGUGGAUGACUUCAAGCAGCCUCGUUAUAGCAGCAGUAGUAAUGUUGAGACACCUUCAAAAAGGGCUCCCACUAAGGGCAGAGCAGGAAAGUCUAAGAGAACGGAGCAAGACCACUACGAGACGGACUACACGACUGGCGGCGAGUCUUGUGAUGAGCUGGAGGAGGACUGGAUCAGGGAAUAUCCACCUAUCAUCUCAGAUCAACAAAGACAAGUCUAUAAGAGAGAUUUUGACACUGGCCUGCAGGAAUACAAGCGCUUACAAGCAGAACUCGAUGAGAUCAAUAAAGAACUCUCUCGUCUGGAUAAAGAAUUGGAUGAUUAUAGAGAAGAAAGUGAAGAGUACAUGGCAGCUGCUGAUGAAUACAACAGACUGAAGCAGGUUAAGGGAUCUUCAGAUUACAAAAGAAAGAGGAAUUAUUGCAAGCAGUUGAAGAGCAAAUUGGCACACAUCAAGAAGAUGGUUGCAGACUAUGAUAGACGGAAAACAUAGAAGGUGGACGCCACGUAGUUUGAGAAAUUAAGAAGUAUCUGAUCUCUGCAGUGUUCUCAGAAGGCAAACAGCUUGGAUCAUAACCCAGGAAGUCAAACUUUUCUGAUCAUUACAGAGUUUGGUAGCUUUAAUAUUAUCAGUAUUAAAGCAUUUAAUUAGUAGGUUUUCAUCAUGAACUGGGCUAAAAACUCCAAUUAAGGAUUUGAUGCUUUAAACAUGAGUUCUUGUAUUUAAAUGCCAUUUAAAGUUUUUAAACCUUAAGGCAAGGUCCUGGUGUGAACUGCGUGGUGAACUUUAACAUACCAGAUAGCAUCUUAAUAUUUACAUAUGUGCAUUCAUUCAGACAGAUCUCAUUUAAUCCUCCCAGAAACCGUUCAGAUAACUAUUAUUUAUAAUCAUUUCUUUUCAGGUAAAGAACGUAGGUCUCUGCAGUGAAGUCUCUGGAAAGUGAGACUUUCUUAUUUCCUAGCACACAGAUUUGGUUAAGUCUGUUUUAUGACUAUUUAAUAAUUCCCCGCUCUUUCAUAUUUUAGCUACUAUGUAUACUGCAUUCUACCAGCCUCCCUGUUGAUUUUUUUUCCUAGUGUAUAAAUGGUUAAAAAGAGUUUUUUCUUGUUUUGUUAUCCUAAUAACAAGGAGCAUGUAAAA